AUGAACGAAUUAUUCAAGCCAGCGCCAGAGCCUCCAACGGAGCUUGGUCGCUACCGCAUCCUUUCCAAGCGAGCAGGCAUCCGAGUCAGCCCGCUACAAUUGGGUGCCAUGAGCAUCGGAGAGGCAUGGAAUGGCUUUAUGGGUUCAAUGAACAAGGAAAAUUCGUUCAAACUGCUUGACGCCUUUGAGGAGGCCGGAGGAAACUUCAUCGACACCGCCAACAACUACCAAGAUGGCGAAUCCGAGUCUUGGAUCGGUGAAUGGAUGGAGAAGAAGAAGAACCGUGACUUCAUGGUCAUAGCCACCAAGUUCACCACAGGCUACAACAUUGCUCAAGAAGGCAGAGGUAAGACUGUCAACCACGUUGGCAACCACAAGCGAUCACUCCACAUGUCGUUACGCGACAGCUUGGCAAAGCUCAAAACCGACUGGAUCGACAUUCUCUACGUCCACUGGUGGGAUUGGACUACGAGUAUCGAGGAGCUGAUGGACUCACUCGACGCCGUCGUCAAACAGGGCAAGGUGCUGUACCUGGGAGUCUCGGACACACCCGCCUACAUCGUGGCCGCCGCAAACACCUAUGCCAUUCAACAAGGCAAGACACCCUUCAGCGUCUACCAGGGACGGUACAACAUCAUGAUCCGUGACAUGGAGCGCGAAAUCAUUCCCAUGUGCCGCCAUUUUGGAAUGGCUCUCUCCCCUUGGGACGCUAUCGGUGGAGGGAAAUUCCAAUCCAAGAAGCAGCUCGAAGAGCGCAAGAAGAACAACGAAGGUCUCCGCAACAUGAUGGGUGGUGAACAGACCGAGCAGGAGGCGAAGAUCUCGGAGGCGCUUACCAAGGUGGCUGAAGAGCACGGCCUCGAGUCCCCGACGGUCAUCGCUCUUGCCUACGUCAUGGCAAAGACCCCCAACGUCUUCCCCAUCGUCGGUGGUCGCAAGGUGGAGCACCUAAAGGAGAAUAUCAAGGCCCUCGAAAUCAAGCUUACAGACAAGCAAAUCGAGUACCUCGAGAGCAUCACCCCAUUCGAGCCUGGUUUCCCGAACAACUUCGUCGGCGCCGACCCUCACAUCACCGGUCAACCAAGUGCUCUGCUUGGCACUGUUGCACCGCUGGCCUGGGUCAAAGACUCCAAGGCCAUCGGUCAUGAAUAG
Messenger RNA from Dissoconium aciculare CBS 342.82, 1152 nucleotides. Its product is annotated as Aldo/keto reductase. Bases 1 to 1152 code for a protein of 383 amino acids. The record is from RefSeq and is a predicted model, not a curated record. The transcript has 4 exons. Lineage: Eukaryota; Fungi; Ascomycota; Dothideomycetes; Mycosphaerellales; Dissoconiaceae.